AUGGACAUCAAAGUGUGGAACAGGCAAAGCUCCAUCAGAACCGAGACGAUCAAAUUAGGCCGGAGCUACACGCAGCGCGGCCAAGACGAUCGGUCGAAACCGAAGUGGAGGACGUUUUGGAAGAAGUUCACAAGGAAAAAAAUCUUCACGUCUCCGGGUGGAUUCCAGGCUUCUUAUGAUCCGGAUGAGUAUUCACAGAAUUUCGAUCAAGGAACCGGGUGGGCCGAACCGGAUAAUCUGUCUCGGUCCUUCUCGGCUCGGUUUGCUGAGCCGUCUAGGUUCUCCAGGAGGAAUGCGUUGCAUUCAUGUGAGUGA
Hibiscus syriacus is the source of this 315-nucleotide messenger RNA. RefSeq lists its product as uncharacterized. The transcript has a single exon. NCBI's taxonomy places the organism in Eukaryota, Viridiplantae, Streptophyta, Magnoliopsida, Malvales, Malvaceae. The coding region runs from base 1 to 315 and encodes 104 amino acids. The record is from RefSeq and is a predicted model, not a curated record.